UUUGGCUUAAAGGAGACGCAACAAAGCGCACAAAAUGGUUGUGCGUCGGGCCCGGGCGAAUAAGUAGGUUUACUAUAGCUUUAAGAACGCAAAAAUAGUGUCUGCUUCUUUAAAAUGAUAUCGGUUUAUUGCUGAAUAGAUAAUUAAGAAAAGUUUUCAAUUCCUAAUCAAUAAAUAUAUGCAUUUUAUUUGCGACGAACCCAAGGCAUUCACAGAAAAUGCCCCAGUGUUGGAUAAAGGCCGCUCGCAAUCAAAACAAACGUCUCUAAACCAGAUGUUGUCCGUUUUUACUCAAAUUGCUAGUAAACCUGCUCGACUUUAAGCUGAAGUGGAAGUAGGCUGAGGUGUCCUCACGGUGAUGGAGCUGGUGGGCAACCGAACCGGGGGUGUAAAUAAAGGUGACGAUCCGGCGGAGGACAAGGCCGCAGAAGAGACCCCGGCCGCCAGUGCGACCGUUACCCCGCGGAGGGGGCUCAGAGAGCGGGGAGCAUGCCGCCCAAGGUCUGGCGUCUCCGCUUCGUUAACAGACGUCAACGGAGCAGCGUCGAGCCCACAGAGCUCGGGGCGGGUUUUGAGAGACCGGUCAACGAGGGCAGUACCGGCCUGGCUGAAGGACACCAAGAGCGACGACGAAGACGAACCGAGCGCGGACACCGGUGCGACCAAGCGGAGGAAAGUUUCCAACUCGAGGCGGAAGAAAAAUUCCGAAUCUGCGGGUUCUGCCGAGGCUGGAGGGGGGAUCGCAGGUGACAGCCUUCAAGGGACAGACUCAGAGGACCCGAAGAAACCUGCCACAGAUGCUCAAGCUCUACCCUCCAGACGCCCCCCAGCCCAGAGCCGUGCCAAGCCCCCGUCUGGCAGGGCCGUCCGCGGCUCUGCCAAGCCUGUGUGUAAGACCGAACCCGGAAUGGAGACUCCAGCUGCAGUGGAAGGAGAGGUAGAAAAUAAAGACAACUAUGAAAUUCAAAAGAAAGAGGGAAGCGAGGACGCCGCUGAGCCGGUCUUGGGUGAUGCAGACCCUCCGUUUGGGGAUGACCCGAGCGACCUCAGCUACCAGCCGCAGAGUCACAGUGGUGCGGAGGAAGAAGAAGGUCUCAGCAGCGAUGAAGAUCUCCCCUUUACAGAUGACCUAAAUGACCAGAGCUACGACCCCAAUGCUGAGCGGUGUGUGGAUGUCCCGAAACCAAAGCGCAGAGCUCCCCCGAGACCCAAGGAGAGGAAAGAGAAAGAGAGGGCACCUAAAAAGGAGAAAGAGGUCGCCGAGAUAAAGAUAGAGGGUUUGGACAACGUGGAGGGUUUGGAAGAGGAAGUAAAGCUAGAGGAGGAACUAGUAGAGGACCCGGAUGGACCCAGGAAGAGAGGUCGGCGGAAAAAAGACGACAAAACCCCGCGGCUGCCAAAGAGGAGGAAGAAGCCGCCGGUGCAGUACGUGCGCUGUGAAAUGGAAGGAUGCGGGACGGUCCUGGCUCAUCCUCGCUACCUGCAGCACCACAUAAAGUACCAGCACCUGCUCAAGAAGAAAUACGUCUGCCCUCAUCCCUCUUGCGGACGGCUUUUCCGACUACAGAAGCAGCUGCUGCGUCAUGCAAAGCACCACACAGACCAGAGGGACUACAUCUGUGAGUUCUGUGCUCGUGCCUUCAAGAGCUCCCACAACCUGGCUGUGCACCGCAUGAUUCACACAGGAGAGAAGCCCCUGCAGUGUGAGAUCUGUGGCUUCACGUGUCGCCAGAAGGCGUCGCUCAACUGGCACAUGAAGAAGCACGACGCGGACGCCACCUAUCAGUUCGCCUGCUCCAUUUGUGGCAAGAAGUUCGAGAAGAAGGACUGCGUGGUGGCCCACAAGGCCAAGAGUCACCCCGAGGUGCUAAUUGCCGAGGCUCUGGCAGCCAACGCCGGCGCCCUCAUCACAACCCCCGUCUCCCUGCUGGAGCUGCAGGGAAACCCCAUGCAAGCAGAGGUCGCCGGCCUGGAUGUGAGCCAAAUAGGGCAGGACGGGCAGGUGGACCAGCUGAACCACGAAGGUCAAGUUGCUCAGCUGGGUCACGUGACCCAACAGGUGAGUCACCAGGUGGUUUUACUGGGACAAGACCAGAGCCUCCAUACCAUGCAGGUGCCUGUGACGAUUGCCCUGUCCCCCAUCGACCCGCCUUCGCCAGCGGAGAACCAUCAGCAGACCCACCUCCAGCUCCAGAUGCCCGUCCAGUUUGUGCAGGCUGCUCAGCAGCCCCAGAUCCAACAGCUGACCCUCCACUCCAGCCAGGUGGUGAGCCAGCAUCAACCCCAGUUGCACCCCCUGCAGUCGUACUCCUCCCAGCAGCAGAGCCAGGGGCAGACUCAAAUCCUUCAAAUGACCUUCCAGCCAGUCAGCCAGUCUCAGACCCACAUUCUAUCGACCUCUCAGCAGCUUCAGACCCUACAUACAGCUGCUCUCCUGUCCCAGCCCCAGGACCCGGCCUCCACUAACGGGGACAACUUUAUUCUGGACAAUCCGGUGCUCUCUUCGGCCAGCACCCUCGUGCACACAGAAGUAAUGGGGGAGGACGGCGUGGUCUGGGAGCAGGCAGAACACGAGGACGUUCUGUCGGACAGCACCGGGAGACACGCGCAGCAGUCCCUCAUGUGAAAGACUAACGAUACAAACAGACGAUAGAGGCAGGUCGUCAUCAGUGACCUGAUAUACUGCAUUGCAAUGUUUGAGGUAAAUGUAGGAUCACGCAUAUAUUACGUACCGGUCACUCAUAGUCAUAUUUGGUAGCUUUUUAGAAUAUCUGUAUCAGGGAACGAUGUAUAUGUGUCCGUGUGUGUGAGCUGUUGCCUUUGUACAUAGUCCUGUAAACUGAACUAGCCUUUUACGUGUGUGUGUGUUCAACGAUGUCGAGUUUAUGUUGCAAAGAUGUUGCUAUCGUGCAAUAAUAUAGCAUACCUCUGUGAUAUACAGCGCACACCUAGUGUGUGUGUGUGUUCCUAAUGAAA
Molecule: messenger RNA, 2976 nt
Organism: Anarrhichthys ocellatus (wolf-eel)
Lineage: Eukaryota; Metazoa; Chordata; Actinopteri; Perciformes; Anarhichadidae
Product: E3 ubiquitin-protein ligase ZFP91-like
Exons: 12
Coding region: 359-2626 (755 amino acids)
Biological process (GO): regulation of transcription by RNA polymerase II
Cellular component (GO): nucleus
Molecular function (GO): transcription coregulator activity
Source: RefSeq, a predicted model, not a curated record